UAGAUUUAAUAUAUAUCAAGCACGUGUUGGAUACAAAAACAUUGCAUUGAUGCAUUCUAAAACGUGUAAAAUAUUAUUUGAGAAAUUGUUGACUUCAAAAUUUGUUUAAUUUAAUAAAAAAAAAACUUCUAUGAAGCUAAUAAAUUAUACUUAAAAAGUAAAUAGUACAACGACAUAGGUACGAUGGAGGAAGAAAAUACACCUAAUGUUAGCCUUAUAUCGUGCAUGCACUUUGUGCAAAGAGGCGUGGCGAAAGCAGUUCCUGAAAAAAUUGAAUUAACCCAAGGGGAACUAGAGAACAUAAUCAGACAGACAGCUAAUGACCUGAGGAUUGCAGAGCAAGGAGAUGACGAGACUGAUGAUGAAGGUACAGGCUCCGCCCCAGAGAUACCAGCCAAUCCGAAUGAUGAAUUCAACUUUGAUAACUAUGAUAAUGAAGACCUAAAUUUGAAUCCAGUUGGUAUAGGAACAGUAGCAACAAUACCUAAUCUGGGGGAUUUAAGUGAGAAUGUGCAAAUAAGAACUGAAGGGCCAGACAGUGAUGAGGAGGAUGAUAUAAUUAAGCCCGAGGACAAUUUGCUGCUUGUGGGACACGUAGAGAGUGAUGCCAGCGUGUUAGAAGUUCACAUAUUUAAUAAGGAGGAAGGCUCUUUCUACGUGCAUCAUGAUAUAAUACUGCCGUGGUUCCCUCUGUGCAUCGAGUGGCUCAGCCAUGAUCCAACAGAUCCAAACCCUGGUAAUCUGUGCGCUCUCGGUGGUAUGGACCCGGUGAUUCAAGUUUGGGACCUGGAUAUUGAAAAUUGCCUCGAACCAGCAUUUAAAUUGGGAAAGAAACCGAAUAAAAAGAAGAAAACAAAACGCAUAGGCCACAAGGAAGCUGUACUGGAUCUCUCUUGGAAUAGGAAUUUUACGCAUGUAUUGGCGAGUGGUUCAGCUGACAACACAGUUCUACUCUGGGACAUGGAUCAGGGCACUCCUCACACUAAACUGGACUACUUUGCUGAUAAGGUCCAGAGUGUGAGCUUCCACCCGCUGGAGGCGCAGACGCUGGCGGCGGGCGCGUGCGACGGCAGCGUGUGCGUGGCGGACUGCCGCACGCCUUCCGCGCACCGCGCCUGGCAUCUGCCGCCGGAGAUAGAGCGAGUCGCCUGGGACCAGCUCAACCCCUUCUGCUUUGCUAUGAGCAACAAUGAAGGAAAAGUAGCCUAUAUUGAUUGCAGACAAGAUGAACCGCUCUGGACCGUACAAGCUCAUGAAAAAGAAGUCACAGGUUUAAUACUGAGCAAUAAAGUGCCUGGUUUGAUGAUCACAGUCAGCACAGAUGGUUUCAUGAAGACCUGGGAUAUUACAAGGUCCGGGGCGGUGACAGCCAGCGGCCGCGCCGUCCGCGUGGGUCAGGCCCUUUGCGCCGCGCUGUGUCCCGACGCGCCUUACAGCGUAGCGGUGGGCGGAGACAACAAGGAAAACUAUAUGGAGAUGGUCGAUCUCUCCCUUAGUGACGACUUUUUAAACCGUUUUGGGUCACGGCCCCUUGUGUCAGCGAGAACAGAAGAGAGUAGUGCCAGUAUGGAAACUUGAGCUUAAACUAUAUUUUUACAAUAUAAGUAAUAAAUAUAUAUUUAUGAAAGUAAA
This is a messenger RNA of Bombyx mandarina (wild silkworm), 1632 nucleotides long. RefSeq names its product PWP1 homolog no child left behind (gene nclb). Gene Ontology annotation, molecular function: protein binding. The record is from RefSeq and is a predicted model, not a curated record. Gene Ontology annotation, biological process: rRNA processing. Lineage: Eukaryota; Metazoa; Arthropoda; Insecta; Lepidoptera; Bombycidae. Gene Ontology annotation, cellular component: nucleus.